AUGGAACCCCUUUUGCCUCCUCCUAAAUUAAUUCAUCUCUUCACCGUCCACUGCACCGUCGAGCAGCCACUGGACAUCGGCCAAGUAUCAUCCGGUUGCCGGCGCUGGGUCCCGAUUGUCGGUGGCAGUGUUCGUGGCAAGUACUCUCACUGGCGAGGUAGUUGGUGGACGGAGGAAGAUCUCACUACACAUGUGAAUGCGCGGUAUUUAGUCAAGAGUGAUGACGAAGCGCAUUUGGAAAUUCGUACCGAGGGAACUCGCUUCGGCCCCCCAGAAAUACUGCAGAGGUUAAUGGAAGGCAAACUGGUCCACCACAGCCAGUACUGGUUCCAUCUGCAUGUCAAAGUCGAGACGGGAUGUGACCGGUAUAAGUGGAUGAAUGACCGGGUGAUUGUUGGACGGGCUAUUAGGACCAAAGAUGAGGUUUCUUACGAUGCGUACUUCCUAGAGAAUACGGCCGAGUGCGACUAA
This is a messenger RNA of Aspergillus glaucus CBS 516.65, 471 nucleotides long. Its product is annotated as DUF3237 domain-containing protein. The transcript is spliced from 3 exons. Lineage: Eukaryota; Fungi; Ascomycota; Eurotiomycetes; Eurotiales; Aspergillaceae. The coding region runs from base 1 to 471 and encodes 156 amino acids. The record is from RefSeq and is a predicted model, not a curated record.